ACAGAAGUUUGUUCUGCGCUGUGUUUUUACGCAGGCGCAGAACACACUGUUUGUCCAGUUUCGUUGGUUGACUUUUACCUGUGAGGUAGUUUCGGUUCGCCGGUUGGAAUAAGCAACAACCACCCCCGGGGUUCCGGUGCAGAGGUGACCAGACUUUACUCCCCCUCCCCGGCCCCGUGUGACUCCCGCGGCGGAAGCGUCGUUCGGGAUUUCUCCGGUAUUUGAGAGUCGGUGCGCAACAGCAAGCAAAGCAGGAGGCAGGUGCACAGGAGAGGACAGGACAGGGGGAGGAGGAGGGCUGCUUGUAUUUCCGUGAGAGUCGUUCACACCGGGCCAGUUAAUCAACUGGUUGGCGCCUCGGUGGUCUUUCUGCGUGAGUUUCAUUAGUAUGCGGCUAGGGUCCCCCGCCGACAUCCAGCCGGAGGACUGAUCGGCAGCCCUGAAGUCUCCUCCGUGCCUGCUAAGUGACUCCUCGCCCCGGGGAGGACGAGGAGGAGGAGGCGGGGACAGCAGCAGAAGCAGGACCCCGGCUUCUCCGCCUGUUGUGUGGAACACUUUCCCCGGACACAACAAGGACCUCCUCACCUUGUGGAUCAGGAAGAUGAUGGGAUUUCUGCGCCGGACGUUCAGCCGCCGCUCCCGGAGCCGCUUCCAGACGAGAGAGAGGGACGAGCGGGACGGUAAGGGGGGAGGAGGAGGUGGGGGGGCAGGAGGGGUGACCGGGAACCCCCUGCUCCUGGCCCAUCAGCAGCAGGUCGUGCAUGCACCCGCCGUGGUCAGCGGGGGGGCGGUGGUGCACAUCCCGGCGGCCGGGACGGCGAGGACCACCAUCACCUGCCGGGUGCUGCUGCUUGACGGCUCGGAUGUCAGUGUGGAUUUGCCUAGUAAGUCCAAAGGCCAGGACCUUUUUGACCAGAUCAUGUAUCACAUAGAUCUGGUGGAGACGGACUACUUUGGGUUGCAGUACAUGGACACAGAACAAGUCUCCCAAUGGCUGGAUAUGUCCAAGAUUAUUAAGAAACAGAUCCGAGACGGGCCUCAUUACAGACUGUUCUUCAGAGUGAAAUUUUACUCUUCAGAGCCAAAUAACCUGCGAGAGGAAUUUACAAGAUAUCUGUUUGUGUUGCAGCUUCGACAAGAUAUUCUCUCUGCAAAAUUGAAAUGUCCGUAUGAUGUUGCAGUAGAGCUGGCGGCAUAUUGUUUACAAAGUGAGAUGGGAGACUGCGAUCCUUUGGAGCACUCUCCUGAGCUGGUCUCUGAGUUUCGCUUCACUCCCAAACAGAGCGCGCCCAUGGAGGCCGACAUCUUCAGCAGGUGGUUGGACCUCAGGGGGAAGAUUCCGUCAGAAGCAGAGGUUUUGUUUCUCAACAAAUGCAAGUGGCUGGAACUUUACGGAGUGGAUAUGCACUUUGUCAAGGGCAGAGAUGGAGGAGAAUAUGCACUCGGUCUUACUCCUACGGGCAUCUUAGUAUUUGAAGGCUCUAACAAAAUCGGCCUGUUCUUUUGGUAAGUAUUAUCAAACACAUCUGUACACCAGUGG
Notothenia coriiceps (black rockcod) is the source of this 1540-nucleotide messenger RNA. It is a transcript of the gene epb41l4b, whose product is annotated as erythrocyte membrane protein band 4.1 like 4B. The coding region runs from base 602 to 1510 and encodes 302 amino acids. Gene Ontology annotation, cellular component: cytoskeleton. NCBI's taxonomy places the organism in Eukaryota, Metazoa, Chordata, Actinopteri, Perciformes, Nototheniidae. Gene Ontology annotation, molecular function: cytoskeletal protein binding. Gene Ontology annotation, biological process: actomyosin structure organization. The record is from RefSeq and is a predicted model, not a curated record. The transcript has 9 exons.